AUGUUACCUGUAUAUAAUAUUUAUCCAAUGCCUAUGUCAAUGAAUCCAGAAAGAAUAGGAGUUCUAUCUGCUAUAGCACCUCUGAUGUCAAAUCCGGCUGUUCCAAUUUUAUGUCCAUCUAAUCAGACUAAUGCACAUACAUCAACAACAAUGCCUAAUAAAUAUUAUUCACAUAUGUAUGGUCGAUGUCAAAAUCUUAGGCAAGAUCAUUCACAUUAUUCUCAUGUACCUUUUGAGUGGUAUCAACCACCGAAACAAGGAUAUACUAUUAUUCAUGAAGAAAUAGCAGUUAUUACAUUCGAUAGACCUGCACCUAUUGAUAAGUUUCAUCGUUAUUAUAUUCAUUGUAAACAUAGAAAAGUUUGUAAUCAUAAUGAUGACACACAAGAGUCUUCAUAUGAACAAAGAAGUAUUGAUCAUCAACGUUACACUCGAACAGAAUCAGAUUUUGAUGAUAACGACGACGACGACGAAGACGAAGAAGAAGAAGAAGAAAAUACAAGUCUACCAAACUAUGAAGAAAACCAAUCACAUACAGAUGAUAGUUUUAGUUAUACAAAUUCAGUAAAUAGUUCAUAUGAUAACUAA
This is a messenger RNA of Rotaria sp. Silwood2, 588 nucleotides long. NCBI's taxonomy places the organism in Eukaryota, Metazoa, Rotifera, Eurotatoria, Philodinida, Philodinidae. The record is from the annotation of a GenBank genome assembly.